Messenger RNA from Rosa chinensis, 1368 nucleotides. RefSeq names its product pentatricopeptide repeat-containing protein At5g16420, mitochondrial. The transcript has a single exon. Lineage: Eukaryota; Viridiplantae; Streptophyta; Magnoliopsida; Rosales; Rosaceae. Bases 1 to 1368 code for a protein of 455 amino acids. The record is from RefSeq and is a predicted model, not a curated record. Gene Ontology annotation, molecular function: protein binding.
AUGACACAUCAAUAUUUCCAGAUAUUCUCCACCUCCACCUCCACCUCCGCCGCUGCCGAUUUCCUCCACUCCUACACCGUCACCCCUCCGAUCCAAGACUGGCCCCACCGCCUCUCCCCAAAGUGCCUCAUCUCCCUCAUCACCCGCGAGCCCAAACUCGACCUCGCCCUCCAAAUCUUCCACCACGCCUCCAAAUACCACCUCGGAUUCCACCAUAAUUACCACACCUACCACGCCAUCAUCCGCCUCCUCCUCCUCUCCCGCGCUUUUCACCUCAUCGACCCCCUCCUCUCCGACCUCCUCGCCUCCAAUCUCCGAUGCAGCGAAGACCUCUUCAUCUCCCUAAUCAGCAAUUAUGGCGUCGUUUCACGCCCUAAACUCACCUUCAAGACAUUUAUCACCAUACCGAAAUUCGGCGCCCAGCGAUCCGUGAGGUCCUUGAAUGCGUUGCUGAACGCUUUGGUUCAGAAUCACGAGUAUAGAUUAGUUCACUCGGUGUUUCGGAACUGUAGGGAGAGGUAUGGGGUGGUGCCGAAUGUGUUUAGUUGUAAUAUAUUGAUCAAAGCACUGUGUAAGAGAAAUGAUUUGGAGACUGCACAUCAGGUGCCCGAUGAAAUGCCUGCGAUGGGAUUUGUGCCCAAUGUCGUGACUUUUACUACCAUUUUGGGUGGUUAUGUGUCGCGGCGCGAUAUGGUUGGUGCCAAGAGGGUGUUUGGUGAGAUUUUGGACAGAGGGUGGUUUCCUGAUGUGACUACAUAUACUAUAUUGAUGGAUGGGUAUGUGAAGCAGAGGAAGCUGGUUGAGGCUAUUAAGGUUAUGGAUGAGAUGGAGGAUAAUGUGGUUGGCGCCAAUGAGGUCACUUAUGGGGUUAUGAUUGAAGGUUAUUGUAAGGAAAAGAAGUCUGGUGAAGCGGUUAAUUUGCUUGAUGAUAUGGUGGAGAAGAGGUAUAUACCGAGCUCGGCGCUCUGUUGUAAGGUGAUUGAUGUUUUGUGUUGCGAAGGGAAGGUGGAGGAUGCUUGUGAACUGUGGAAGAGGCUUUUGAAGAAGAAUUGCACACCGGAUAAUGCAGUAUUGGGCACGCUCAUAUACUGGCUUUGUAAGAAGGGAGAAAUGUGGGAAGCCAGGAAAUUGUUUGAUCAGAUUGAGAUGAGUGAGCCUUCGGAUGUCAUGACUUACAACGUGCUUAUUUCUGGAAUGUGUGAAGUGGGGGAGUUGUGUGAGGCUGGGAGGUUAUGGGAUGACAUGGUGGAGAAAGGAUGUUCUCCGAAUUCUUUUACAUAUAAUGUAUUGAUCAAAGGAUUCUGUAAGAUUGGAAAAGCGAAGGAUGAUGAUUCUAAUAGAAAUCUUAUCAUGAUCAACAGUUCUUGA